Xylona heveae TC161 is the source of this 2447-nucleotide messenger RNA. Its product is annotated as putative nucleoside diphosphatase. Gene Ontology annotation, biological process: nucleoside diphosphate catabolic process. Lineage: Eukaryota; Fungi; Ascomycota; Xylonomycetes; Xylonales; Xylonaceae. Gene Ontology annotation, cellular component: membrane. The coding region runs from base 182 to 2278 and encodes 698 amino acids. The record is from RefSeq and is a predicted model, not a curated record. The transcript has 4 exons. Gene Ontology annotation, molecular function: nucleoside diphosphate phosphatase activity.
UGAAGCAAUAGCGGUGCUGCGGAAUUAUCGCCAUCUGUAUUGCAUUCGCCAUUUUAUACAGUCCUUGUGUCGCUGAUAACAAGACCGCAACACAGGCAACUGAUAACAGCAUUGGACGAAUCUCUUUGUUCUUUCCGCAUUUUAUGUGAGGCGGUUAAGAAUCUUAAAAAUCUUCCCUAUAAUGGCAACCUACUGGCGCUAUGGAGUUAUUCUGGAUGCGGGGUCGUCCGGAACAAGGGUCCACGUAUAUAGAUGGAAAGAUCGGUCAAAGGAAAUCACGAAGCUGCCUGAGGCGGAAGUAAAUACGUUACCUGCCUUGGAAACUUCUAAGAAGUGGACGAAGAAACUGCGCCCUGGUGUUUCAUCGUUUGCGGCAAUUCCAGAUUCGAUUGGAACAAACCAUCUAGAACCGCUCAUAAAACAUGCGCUGAAAUAUAUUCCCAAGCAAUCCGUAGAAUCGACACCAAUUUACGUCUUAGCGACGGCUGGAAUGCGCUUGCUGCCAGAUACCCAACGUCGCAAACUCCUUGACAACAUUUGCUCCUACAUCCGCACGACAACUUCUUUCUUCCUCCAAGAUUGCGCCCAUCAUGUUCAGGUCAUCUCUGGAGAGACGGAGGGUCUCUAUGGUUGGAUUGCCGCUAAUUAUCUACUUGGAGCUUUCGACUUUCCCGAGCAUCAUACACAUGGAAAGGGGCACCACACUUAUGGGUUCUUGGACAUGGGCGGAGCAUCGGCGCAGAUUGCCUUCGCACCAAAUGCCACGGAAGCUAAAGCUCAUGCAAAUGAUCUCAAGCUCCUCAGGUUGAGGAAGCUCAAUAGGCAAAACUCCGAGUAUCGAGUCUUCGUCACAACGUGGCUGGGCUUUGGUGUGAAUGAGGCCAGGCGCCGGUACGAGGAUGCUCUGAUUGAAAGCACAGGUAGAAACGAUCUGAAAGAGUUACCAGAUCCGUGCCUUCCUCUUGGCUUGGACCUUCCUCCAAAUACCAAGGAAGAUCAUCCUGGCGAGAAGGAACAUAUCAGGCUUGUGGGAACUGGUCGGUUCGAUGAAUGUUUACGGCAAACAUAUCCACUACUGGACAAGGACGCCCCAUGCGAGGAUCAUCCGUGCCUCCUCCAUGGGACCCACGUUCCUGCAAUAGAUUUUGACGUCAACCAUUUUGUUGGAAUAUCAGAAUACUGGCACACAACGCAUGAAAUCUUCGAGAUGGGUGUUAAAGAGAAGAGUUAUGACUUUCACACAUAUCAGCAGAGGGUUAGAGAAUUCUGCUCUCAAGACUGGAAGACAAUUUCUCAAGGUAUCAAGGGGAAAAAAUGGGGAGGCAAAGUUGAUGAAGGGGCUGCUGCGGAGGUUUGUUUUAGAGCUUCGUGGCUAAUCAAUAUGCUACACGAUGGCAUCGGCAUUCCUCGAGUUGGAAUUGAAAACACGAAACUCGACGGGCAUAAUGGAACGGAGGAAAUCAUACAACAUGCCAAAGAUAUGGGUUUCCUUGACCCCUUUCAGGCAGUCAAUAAGAUCCAUGAAACGGAAGUCAGUUGGACAAUGGGGAAAAUGCUUUUGUAUGCCUCUAGUCAGAUUUCCCCGCUUGAUGCAUCAUAUCUUCCAGUAGGCUUUGGGAGCAAUGUUCCAGAAGUCCCUGCGGACUUCCAGUAUGGGGGGGCCGUUCCAGGCCUAGGAACUCCUCCAGAUCCAAUUGGGUCGACUGAUGACGAUUGGAGCCGCGUUCUUUUUGAGUCCGACUCUCAUCGACGCAUUCCCGGAUUUGUCCUUUUCGCCCUUAUUGUAUGUAUUGCUCUUUUUUUGUCAUGCGGCAAAGAUCGAAGAACGAGGACAGUUAAGGCUAUUCGGAGUGGUAUUUCUUGGUUCUGGGAAUGCUCAAGAAACCCAUCAUAUCUCAGAGCGAAACUUUUCAACCGCAAUGAUCGAGUCACGUAUGAACGUGUCCUAGAAAGCGGCGACGCGAACGAAGAUUUCGAGCUCACUAGCGUACCGGGGCUCAACACGCCAUCUGAGCCAAAUGAGGAACACCAGGUUGGCAAGGCAUCCGGCUGGGCAAGCCCUCGCCCAGGGAUUGACCAAGGUUCUGGGCUUUCGCUUCUUGGGGAUCACGGGACGAAAGGUCUCGGUCAAAGUUCAAGCUGGCCCGAGACUCCAAGCAGCGCAGGUAUCGAGAAAAGUCUGAUAGUGAGGACCGAGAGUCGAGAGAGGAUACCGUCUCGAAAUUCCGUUCGAUUGAAAAACGUCCCCUCGGCACUGUCCCUCGAAUCACGAGAAUAACUGGGUUGGGGGUUUGAUUCGGUCUCGUAAUGAAUUCCCAAUCAUCCUCUUGAGCUCACUGCUAGGAAGAAGGAACAGAGCAAUUUUCUUCUGGUAAUGUAUUAUAUCUAUUGCAUAAAGGCGAGGAAUCGUUGUCGCAAUCUGUCGCAUCUUUACUAUUUGGAGCCGU